Messenger RNA from Drosophila mojavensis, 9728 nucleotides. It is a transcript of the gene shn, whose product is annotated as pneumococcal serine-rich repeat protein. The transcript is spliced from 9 exons. NCBI's taxonomy places the organism in Eukaryota, Metazoa, Arthropoda, Insecta, Diptera, Drosophilidae. Gene Ontology annotation, molecular function: RNA polymerase II cis-regulatory region sequence-specific DNA binding; zinc ion binding; DNA-binding transcription factor activity, RNA polymerase II-specific. The record is from RefSeq and is a predicted model, not a curated record. Gene Ontology annotation, cellular component: nucleus. Bases 613 to 8721 code for a protein of 2702 amino acids. Gene Ontology annotation, biological process: regulation of transcription by RNA polymerase II.
UGAAAUAUUUAAAAGCAUUUUAUACAGUUAUAUAUAUAGAGAGAAAGAGAGAUAGAGAGAGAAACGAAAUGGAAAUUGUAUUAAAGGAAAAAUGUUGCCUUUGACUGCGAAUUGCGGGCAGCCAAAAGCCAAGCGAGCAACAGCCACGUCAUCAUAGCUCACACACAGACACACAGACAGACAGACACACAUGGCACUACUACACUAGCACACAAAUAUAUAUACAGUUAUAUAUAUACAUAAAGGCAAACGGAAUCAGGCCACAAAAGCGAGCAAGUCGAGCGCUUUGCUUUGCCUCGCGCUGAGACGUCCUGGCCUGGCUGUAAGGGACACGAAGGACAACAGAAACGUGGCAAGGACACACACAACCCCACCACCCCAGUGGGCGUGACAGGCGUCACUAUCUAACAUAUAUAUAUACAUAUAUAUAUUGCACAUCAAUCAAGUCGCAGAGUCCGAGGCAGCUCACACGAUGUCGGCGCAUAACUAGAGCCUUGUAAACAAACAGGCAAACGGAAGCAACAUAAAGGAUACACUCAGGACACGGGACACUGGACACUGGACACUGGACACUGGGCAUACACACACACACGCACAGACAGUGGAUAGACAAUGGCGCGACGCAAGGGCAGCGGACGUGGCAAAUCCACUGUUAAUUCUCGUAAAAAUACUUUGGAGUCAACGCGCGAGAAAUUGAAAGAUGAGCCAACAGCAGCAAACACAUCGCAGGCGAGCAAAUUCGAUGAGACUAUGGAAAGUGCAGCAACAACAACGGCAACAGCAACAAACACAGCGAAGCAACAUUACAAAACAGCAAACAAACAAUACAAAACUAACAACAACAAUAACAACAGCAUUAAUAACAGCAACAACAACAAAGUGAGCAACACGCGACGUGCAACAGCAGCAGCAGCAGCAGCAGCGGCCGCCGCAGCACAGGCAACAACGACAACAACAACAACAGCAGCAACGGCAACAACUAAGAAGCAAACAUAUCGCAGUAGCAAUACAACUGCUGCAACAACAGCAACGACAACAACACUGAAAACAAACAACAACAACAGCAACAAAGUCAAGGCAGCAACAGCAACAAGUGAAGCAAACGAAGCAACUGAAGCAACCGAAGCAACAGCAAUUGACAACAACAAAAGCAAACGAGAUAAUUUAAGCGAAUUGCCAGCUAAAAUUGCUGACAGCAACAGCAGCAGCAACAGCAACACAAGUAACAACAACAACAACAACAACAGUGAUAAUAGUAUUAGUGAAAAUAAUUAUGAGUUUAAGGCUAGAGAUAAAGCGAACGUAAGUGAUAGCAAAAUGACGCUACAGCACAGCAGCAACACCAGCAGCAGCAACACCACCACCACCAUCACCACAAACAACAACAGCAACAACAACAACAUUAGUAUCAGCAGUGGCAGCAACACAAACAACAAUGAUGCUGCAACAGCAGCAGCAACAGCAAUUGCUGACUGGAAGAGCAGCUCGAACAAUUUGCGCUAUUUGCACAAGAAGUUCAAACGUUUGGCCAGCACCACAGAAACGGAAGCACCAGACGAACCAACACUGCGCACCACGUCGCUGUCGUCGACCAGCUCAGUGUCGCCGCCAACGCAAUUGCCGCUGGUCAAUGGGCACGAGCACAGCAACAGCAACAGCAUCAGCAACUGCAACAGCAACAACCAUGAGGCAGAGAGCUAUAGCAAAAAUGCGACUGUUGCUGUUGCUGGCGUGCCACGCACGCGUACGCCUUUGAGCAACAGCAGCAACAUCAACAUUAGCAGCAGCAGCAGCAGCAACUAUGCCAGCAAUGCAACAUUGUCGCCAGCAACAUUUGCACAGCAUCAGCAGCAGACGCAGCCAACGACAACAGCAGCAGCAGCAGCAGCAGCAACCGUCACACCAGCAGCAACAGCCAAGCCAGCAGGCCGCUACGUCUGCCCGUAUUGCAAUCUGAUUUGUGCCAAGCCCUCGGUCCUGCAGAAGCACAUCCGCGCCCACACGAACGAGCGGCCGUACCCCUGCGAGACAUGCGGCAUUGCCUUCAAGACGAAAAGCAACUUCUACAAGCAUUGCCGCUCCCGCUCGCACACGGCGCGCAUGCGCGGCCUGGACGUGCCGGCCCACGAGGCGGAUGGACUGUCCGACCAGGAUGGCGACGGAGAUCUCAGCAACAGCAGCUCGGAGCUGUUGAGUGUGGAAAUUCUAAGUAGCGCCGAUUCGCCAUAUGAUGAGCAGUCGAUGGCCUCGCCGACGCCCUCGCCCUCUACGCUGUCGGCGGCGAAGAGCGCGUACCUGCAACAGCCACCACUGCCGCAGCACAUGCAACAGUUGCCGCUGGGCUCGCCUGCAGCUGGCACAUUGCCGCCGGCAACAGUCGAGAAUUUGCACUCGGCGACCGCGCAGCAUCGACAGUCGAUUGACUACAAGCCAUACAAGCCAAAAUUUCACAAUGCAGCGCUCUAUGCGCCAGGCAGCAGCAAGGAGCAACAGCAGCAACAGCAGCAGCAGCAACAGCAGCAGCAACAGCAGCAGCAGCAACAGCCGUUGCUGCUACAGCAACAGCAACAGAAGUUGCCGCAACCUCUGCUCGUGCAUCCCACGCUCUCGCCCAGCACGCAGCUGAAGCUGAAUCUUCACAUCAACUCGCAUCAGCAGCAGCUGCAGCUGCAACAACAUCAGCAACUCCAGCAGCAGCAACAGUUGCUGCUGGCAGCAGCUGCUGCUGCGGGCAAUGCUGUCGCCCUGCCGCCACCUCCACUGCCCACUUACUACUUGGGGCAGGCGCCAUAUUACAACCCCACGGCGGCAAUGCAUCAGCAUGCGUUGGCGCUGCAGUAUCAGCAACAUUAUCAGUUGCAGCAGCAUCAGCAACAACAUCUGCAGCAGCAGCAACAGCAACACUCGCCACUGCUCAAGGCGCCAGCACAGCCGCAACAGCAACAGUUGCUGCCACAGCAACAACAGCAGCAGCAGCCGCAGCAACAGUUGCUGCCUCAUCCACAGCAGCAGCAGCAGCAGCUGCCUCGCUCUAAUAGUCAACAGGCAACAGCAGCAGCAGCAGCAGCACCUGCCACGCCUACACCUGUAGGCAAUCUGAGCAGCUUUGCCAGUGGCAUGCAAGUGAAUGUGGAAAAGGUGCAGGAACACAUUUCGAAAUUGAUCUCACAGAACGAAGCCAUUGUGGAGAAUAAGGAAAUAUUGCUGCAGAAGAAAUAUCCCAAGCAAUUGAAUCGUUCGCGCAGCUUCAACAACGCCAACAACAACAAUAGUAGCAGCAACAACAGCAACAGCAGCAACAACAACAACAGCAGCCAACAGUUGGGCGAUGCAAAAGUAAAUCUAGCACAGAGCAUAGUACAAAAGCAGCAGCAACUGCAACAGCAACAGCAGCAACAGCAGGUGCAAUUGCAGCAGCAACAACUACAACAACAACAACAACUACAACAACAACAACAACAACAACAACAACAACAACACAUUCAACAAUAUCGAGUCAUUGAGCCAGUGAAUGGAUUGCUUAAACGCAGCAGCAGCAGCACUGGCAACAGCAACAAUGCUUAUGCUAACCUAAAAGCCACGCCUCCUCCUGCUGCCUUGAAUGUCAAAUUGCCGCCGCCGCCGCCAGCAACAAUGUUGCAAUUGCUGCAUUAUCGCCAGGAUCCAGCAAUGCCUUUAAACAAACUCGAGCAGCAGCAACAGCAGCAGCAGCAACAGGCGACGCCCGCGCAGCAGCCCUUAAAUCUGUCCGCCAAACCAAAGCCAGCAAAGGCAGUGACAACAGCAGCAGCACCUGCACCAGCAGCAGCAGCAGCAACAACAGCAGCCGCACCAGCAACUGCAGCAACAGCAGCUACAACAACAACGCCAACAAUUGCUGCCAAGCCAGCAGCUGUUGCCACAGCCGCUGCAAACAAUUCGAUUAUCAAGAAUCUGUUGCUCAACGCGCGUGGGUUGGCCGUGCCCAUUGGCGAGGGCGACGACGCCGUCUACUCCUGCCCGAUCUGCGCCAACGAGUUCCGCAGCGCCGACGAGCUGAAGCAGCACAACAGCACCUACUGCCAGGACGCCAGCAGCAGUGCGCCCAUCAGCCCCGCCUCCUCGCCCAGCAGCAAGUACUUUCGCUCCAACUCCAUCUCCUUCAGCCUGCCGGAGCUCAAGUCGCACAUGGCCAACUCGAAGAACCCGCUGUCCUUGGCCAAGCUGGCCUGGUCCCAGCUCAAGACGAAGCCGAGCAGCCUGGUGCUGAGUCGGCUGAGUGCGGCGCAGUCGCCGGCGCGGACCAGCACGACGGCGACAACGGUUGCUGGCAGCAGCGGUGGCAGCAGCAGCAGCAACUAUCUGGCAGCCACUGUUGCAGGCAGCAGUGCUAGCAGCAGCACUCCAACAGCAACAAUUGCUAGCAGCAACAGCAACAACAGCCUGUACAGCAACAGCCACAAUCUGCCAGCAACUGUUGCCGUUAGCAUCGACGCCAACAAUGUUGCCCUGCGCUUCGUGGACGCCCCCUUGCCCUCGCCUGGCCCGCUCCUGGGCAAGACCCCGCUCGUCGACUACGCCGCGCCCCGCAAGGCCGCCGACGCCCAAGUCGUGAUCACCAAAAUGCACGAGGAUCGCCUCGAGAACAUCAUCAGCGAGAGCUCGGCGAAGCGGCCGAAGCUGAGCAACGACAGCGCCUUUGCGCUGCCCCCGGCAACAGCAACAGCAGCAGCAGCAGCAGCAGCAGCAACAGCAACGGGCGUGCCUCAGCAACAGUUGAUGUUCGGCAACAGUCAGGAGUUGCCUGGAUUCAACACGGGCAAGGAGGAGCGUUUGAGACGUUUCACCUCGUCGGGCGGCUCGAUGAUCCCCAUCUCCGAGUGCCCCGAGCUGGACAAGAGCCCCAAGAUGAUCCGGACUCCGUUGCUGUCGGGCGGCAGCUUUCAGGAAAUGUCGCCCCGGUUGAGUGAGCCCAAGCCGAAGCCCGCAUUUCUGCUCAAUGCCAGCAACAACAACAACAACAACAACAACAACAUCAUCAUCAGCAACAGCAACAAUAGCUCGCAGCAUUUCCAGUUCCCGCCCAUCAACUCGAUAACCGCCUUCAAUCCGCUCACGCUGCCCGCCAUGAGCGAGUCGAGCGGCAAAGCGAUUCCCUACGUGCCGGGCAUUCCGGGCCCGAGCAGCCUCACAUUGCUGCCAGUACCGCCGCCGCCGCAACAGCUGCUGCUGCAGCGUCCGCCCGCUGUCGAUGCACCGCCCUUCAAGAAGUCGCUGUCGCCCUUCGGGGGCGUGCAAAAUCUGCCCAGCGAGUUCAGCCGACAGCCGCCGACGCCCGCCCAGCGCAAUGCGCUGCAGUGGCAGAGCAACAGCAGCAACAGCGGCAGCAAGCUGGCAGCAACUGUUGCUGCUGGCGAUGGCCUGGGCAUGCAAAAGUUCAAUUUCCUGCGCAUGGCUGACAAUGUGAAGGAGCAGCAGCCGCAGCAGGAGGUGCGGCACUUUAUAUUCGAUCCGCUGCAUGUGGAAACGCCAGAAAACGAAGCGACAACAGCAACAGCAGCAGCGACAGCAGCAACAUCAAGUGCUGCGGCAACAACAUCAGCUGGAGCAGCAACAACUGUUGCCAGUAAGACGAAAUUCCUGCGUCCCACGAGUCUCCCGCUCAAGCCGGGCACGUUCACGCCCAAGCGCCAUCACGGCAUCACCCCGACUGCGAAUACCCUGCCGCUGAUCUCGCCCGAGACGCCGCGCCCGUCCAAGUCGUGCGUGCAGCUCUACCUGAACGGCCACGCCUACACCUACCUGGGCCUCAAGUGCAGCACCAAGAUGUUCUACUGCACAGUGAACUGCCCGCAGCCCUCGUACGUGGCCGGCAUGCACAAGCUGUCGAUGUACAGCGUCUGGCAGGUGUGCGAGGAGAACCAGCCGCACCCACUCGGCCUUAAGCCGAAGCAGGUGAUGUCGCUCUACGACUCCAGGCAGAAGAUGUUCGGCGCGGGCUUCACUGUGGUCCAGGCGGGCGCCAAUGCGCACAGCUACGCGCUCGUCGGCUCCCAGCAGACGAUCAGCAGCUGCUCCACCGUGAACAACGCCCAGAGCAAGUUCUACCAGCACCAGGCGAAGCAGGCGCCAGCCAUCGGGGCGCUCAGCGAGGCGAAUGUGGCGGCCAAGGCGAGCGAGGAGGCAGCCAAGAAGCUCGAGUCCGGCCAGCUGCUGGUGGGCGGCUAUGAGUCGAACGAGGACUACACCUACAUACGCGGACGUGGGCGUGGCCGCUACGUCUGCUCCGAGUGCGGCAUUCGCUGCAAGAAGCCCUCCAUGCUGAAGAAGCACAUUCGCACGCACACGGACGUGCGUCCGUUCACCUGCAGCCACUGCAGCUUCAGCUUCAAGACCAAGGGCAACCUGACCAAGCACAUGCAAUCGAAGACGCACUUCAAGAAAUGCAUUGAGCUGGGCAUCAAUCCAGGCCCAAUGCCAGCGGAUGGCGAAUUCCUGGACGUGGACGUGGAGUUCGAUCAGCAAUCCUCGACCUCGGCUGGCGGGCGCACUUCCUCCAUGGCCGGCGACUCUGCAGAUUCGGAUGAUUAUAGCGACAACGAAUCGGAGAGCAGCGACACAGAUGAAUCCAAGUCCCGCCUGAAGGAGCAUGAGGCUGCGCGCGGCCUGCUCUCGCUGUCGAUGACGCCGCCCAUACCGCAGAGUGUCUCGCCCUAUCCCGCGCAGCUGGAGACUAGCAUGUCCGCAGCGAGUCCAGCGAACAGCAUUGGCUCGGCAGGGGGUGCUUCCACGCAGCCCAAGCGGCAGGUGUGCUCCUUCACGUCGCCCAAGCCGCCGUUUGACUACCAGAAGCAGGAGCAGUACUACUCCAAUCCCGAGGAGUCGAAGCCCAAGCGCCAAGUGCCGACGGAUGAGAGCAGUGCGCCAAUGGACUUGACUAAGCCGAGGCCAAUCAUCUCGGCAGCAGCAGGAGCAGCAGCAACGACAGCAACAUCAUCAGCGGCAGCUGCAGCGGCAACAGUUGCUGCCAUGGAACUGCCCAAGUCGCAGGCACAGCAGAUGCGCGACGUCAUCUUCGGCGCGGGCAACAACGAGUGUGGCUUCAUGAAGACCUUGAUCUCGGUGUCGGACAAGGUGCGCAUCUCGGCCGAGAUGGAGGAGCAGGCGAAGCGCGAGAGCGAGGGUGAGGAUGUGCUGCUGCACACGUACAUCAAGGAGCAGGCGCUGCACAACGCCAAGCGCAAGCAGAGCUUGUACAACAGCAGCAGCUACCUGAUGACAACCACCACCAGCAGCAGCAUCAGCAGCAGCAGCACCACCACUACCAGCAGCAGCAGCAUGCCCGUUAUGAGCAGCAGUCAGCAGAAGGUUGGCUUGAUAUAUCACGAGCUGCCCAGCAUCGAGGUGCACGAGCCGGAGUCAACGGAGCUGGGAGAGCUAGAGAAGGAGCAGGAGAAAAUGGAGCAGCAGCAGCAGCAACAGUUGAAAGCAAUUGCUGCGAGCAGCCAGGAGAAGCAAUCCGAAGAGCGACAGCAGCAGGCAACAGCAACUGCCACAGCUCCUGCUCCCGCUCCUGCUCCUGCUGCAGCCACGCACAAUGCCAAUUUGCCAGCUGCAGUGCAGCAGCCAGACGCCAUCGACUUCAAGGGCGUGCUGAGCAACAGCAACAGCACGAAGCCCAUUGUGACAACAGCAACAGCAACUGUUGCCGCCGCCUCAGCAACAGCAACAGCUAUAGUCAAGGUGCUGGCCACAGAGGAGGGCUACAACAAGCCGAGCAGCGAGUCGGCAACUGCAACAGCUGCUGCCACAGCAACAACUGCAGCCACCCCGACAACAACAACAGCAAGCGGCAGCAGCAGCUACGCCGGGCGAGUGGUGCCAGCGCCGCCGCCGCCCAUUGCCAGCGAUGCGCGCCCCACGUGCCUGCUCUGCAGCAAGACGUUCCAGCGGCAGCAUCAGCUGACGCUGCACAUGAACAUCCACUACAUGGAGCGCAAGUUCAAGUGCGAGCCGUGCAGCAUCUCGUUCCGCACGCAGGGUCACCUGCAGAAGCACGAGCGCUCCGAGGCGCACCGCAACAAGGUGAUGAUGACGUCCACCUUCGGCGUGCCGACCACGUCGAAUCCGCGCCCGUUCGAGUGCACCGACUGCAAGAUUGCCUUUCGCAUACACGGCCACCUGGCCAAGCACCUGCGCUCGAAGACGCACGUCCAGAAGCUGGAGUGCCUGCAGAAGCUGCCCUUCGGCACGUAUGCGGAGAUCGAGCGGGCGGGCAUCAGCCUGACGGAGAUCGAUACGAGCGACUGCGAGAACUCGCUGAUCUCGCUCAAGCUGCUGGCCCAGAAGCUGCUCGAGAAGGACCCCAACAAGCUCAGUGGCUACACGACGCCGUCGGGCAUGCUGCAGCUGGUGGGCGGCGGCGGCAGCGGCAGCGAGAUGCCAGCUGCCAACCAGGACAGCGCCUCGGAGGACGGCUUCAGCGCGGCGAACAGCGCCGCGGCCUCGGCCAUCGCCUCGCUGGACAACGACAGCGCCGGCAACACGCCGCAGCGCGCCAGCUCCAUGUCCGAGGACGAGACGAAUGGCCUGACCAACGGGCUGAGCCUGAAGCGCCGCCUGCCCGCCAGCAGCUUCAGCAGCAGCAACGGCGACGAGAGCGACAAUCCGCUGGAGACGAGCGAGAAGCGCGCGAGAAGCAACACGAAUGAGUUGACUCUGCCCAUUGUCGGCAGCAACUGACAAUAUAUGUACAUGCUGCAGCAUACCUGAGUGUGGCCCUACGCCUGGCCGGCGCCACCGGGCCCACCGGGCCCCAAGCCACAUCUGAUGCCAAACGCCACUCUCAGUCUAACUCCCGCUCCCGCUCCCAUUCCCAAUUCCAAUUCCAACCCCAAUCAGAUACCAAUUCAAGUCCAAUCAGUGAGCCACAGUGGCUGCGGCAAUGACCAAAACAUCAACGAGCGCAUAUCAAAUGUCUAAGCAUAUCGCAUUUGGGCACACAACAAAAACUCUAAACAAACACACACACACACACAUGGAGGACACUCACAUGAAAAACUUUCAAGCUGAAAAGCUGCUUAAAGUGUUGUCUUGAUAAAAAAAAAAAAAAAAAAAACUUAUAUAAAAAAAAAACAACUUGAAAAUGUGUUGAAAACUGUUUAAGUAAAAACCUCAAUGAAGCAUCUGGAAAGCUUCUAGGUGCUGUCAAUGCUUAAUUGAUACAGCCUUAGCUGGCAACAUUAGCUAAACAGUUUUAAAACUUUCAAAAAUAUUUGAAAGCUUUUAAUUUUUUAAAUUGAUGAACAUUUUAUUGUAUUCGGUUUUAAUCUAAUUCUUGUUUACAUUUUAGUUUUAGUUUAACUAGAAAAAGCUUUCAACAGCUUGAUGCUUGCAGUUCAAGCUUUCAUAUGCUUAAGCUUUAGAGUGUAACAAUUUUCCGUUUUACUUUUUUACCACCGAAAUCUCAAUACAGUUUGAAAUUGUGAAAGCUUUCGGCUUUAAUAGAAGUUAAGUUAAAGCAGCUUGAAGCUUUUUAAAAUAUCUAACCAUUUCUAGAUGACAUUUUGAGUCCCUAUUCAAAGUUGAAGCAGUGUGUGAGUUUUUCUAUGUGUGUGUGUGAGUUAACAUAUAGAAAAGUCAAGCAUAUGUACGAUAUACUAUAUACUAUAUACCAUAUAUAUAUAUUAUGUCUAAGGGCAACUGAAGUUGCAACUUAAGUAUUUAGUUUAGUUCAUGGUCAACUCUCA